Chanos chanos (milkfish) is the source of this 1337-nucleotide messenger RNA. RefSeq names its product coiled-coil domain containing 62 (gene ccdc62). The coding region runs from base 1 to 1305 and encodes 434 amino acids. NCBI's taxonomy places the organism in Eukaryota, Metazoa, Chordata, Actinopteri, Gonorynchiformes, Chanidae. The transcript has 10 exons. The record is from RefSeq and is a predicted model, not a curated record.
AUGACGAUACAGAAGCAGCGGCGGGAGCUGCAGCUCCUCAUGGCAGAGCUGAAGGACCGUGAUCAGGAGCUCAAUGCCAUGGCUGCAGCCCAUCACAGGCAGUUACAGGCCUGGGAGCAGGACAGGCUGAGGGUGCUGACUCUGGAACAGAGGUGUGCCAGGCUCGAAGAGGAGCUGCAGAAGCGAAACGACGUGAUCAGAGCUCUUUCUAAGAGAGUGAAGAUGGUGGAGGUGAGAGAGAAGGACUGUCACAAAGAGCUCAGCUCCACCCAGCAGCAGCUGCAGGAACUCCGCCAGAAACAGCAGCGUGCCGGCCGAGAGCGACAGGACCUGGAGGAGAAGAGUCAGAACCUGAACUCCACCAUUGUGACUCUGUCCUCCCAGGUUGGCCAGCUACAGGUGCGAGAGGAGGAGCUCAGCUCUAUGCUUAAACUGAAGGACAAAGAUGUGACCGAGGCCACCAAUCACAUUUUAGAGCUGUCUAGCCGUCUUCAGGAAGUGGAAUCGUUGUUACAAGAGUCACGAACGCGAGAGAGCAAACUGCUGAGAGAGAUGGGAGGACACAAACGAUGCUUCAGGGAGGCCAGACAUGAAAACACUCAACUCAAAGAUGACCUGCAGGAGAAAAUGAUUGAAAACAACAUUCAGAGGGAAGACCUCAUCCGUCUGAAACAGGAAAACCAGCUCCUGAGGAAGGAACUGACCUUAUCAGGAGAGGGCGAAAGCUGGAAGGAUGAGCUGCUUGCCCUGGCUCGGUCGAAACAGGAGCGAGCAGACGCUGAACUUCACCUUCUGAGACAGGUGUGCGAGAAACAGCAGAAUGACCUGCAGCUUCUGAAACUGAACCUGGAGAGUGCUAGAGAGGAACUCAAACAGCGUGAGAGCCAAUCAGAUCCUAAGAGUCAGGGGGAUCUGGCUGGUCUCUACUUGGACUGCCUGAGCCCUUCCCAAGAGAGGAGCCCAGUGCGUCAGGACUUCAGUGCCUUAAGCAUCACUUCCAACAGAGACCUGGAGGAUCAGUUUUCAGCAGUGAACAGUGGCAUUCGUAGCUCAUCCACGCGACGGCUGAAGCGGUUACUCGCGGAGUCUCAGGAGAUGGUGGCCAGUCUGGAGCGUGCCUCCUCAAAGUCCGACAGCCCCGCACCCAGCCCCGCCCACAGCUGUGACUCUGUCAGCAACCUCAGCGGGGGCCGUAACCACGACAACUGCCCGACGGACUGUCAGCACCACUCCCAGGCCCCCGCCCAUGGCCAGAGAGGCAUGAAUGGUGACUCUCAGGCCAAGGACUUGGUUCCAGUAAGCUGACGAUUGUUUGCCAGAACCGUUUGAAGGUGUUU